CGAAAAAUCUUGCAGAAUCAUCCGGUCUCGGGCAGGAAUGUUUGUUUCUCGUUAUGCGGUCAUCUAUUACGCAUUUUCGAGACUGACCCUGUCAGCAUCAGCACUUCACCCGCAUACAGUUUUAGGGAACCGAAAGACUACGAAAAGAUCAUCUGUGCCAUCGCUCUGCUGUCCGGACCACCCUGCCUCGUAUCGGAACAAUGGCAGCCAUCUCCUCAAGAGAACUUAUCGGUACGAAAAGCCGAUGGCGAUCUUGUUGAAUAUCGUCUAAAGAAUAUCCGAAGGCUCGCUGUCUCGCCCGUGCUCUGGGGCUCAAGAACCGCUGCUUGGGCGGCCACAGCGCAGCGUGUCGACAACGUCGAUGCAACGCUUCCGCACGAAGCAUUGCCCUUGGUCAUCAAGAGUAGCUGGUUACCGGACAGAUUCUAUGAUCACGAGCUGGACAUGGUCGGACACAUAGAUACAGCGCGGAGUAGAUGCAUCGCAGAAGGGGAAGUCGUGCCUCUGCUGCCAUUCCCUGUGGGUCAUGCUAUCAACGGGAUCCCCGGGAGCGAGAUCCGUCUCGACAGUUGGAGAACAGCGGAUGGGCGUACAAGAAACACCACGAUCAUCACGUUUUGUACCGAGGGAAAACACGUUGACGAGGAUCUACCCACCUUGCGGAACCACGUCCGCUUCCAUCGAAGUCUCACUCAGACUAUACGAUGGCUUGCCAAGAUCGGUCUCCACUACCGCGACCUGAACAAUGGGAAUGUUCUGCGAAGCGCUACGGGAUACUGCGUUCUCAUCGACUUUGGUAACGCUCGCUAUCUCAAGACGCCGCGGGGUCAGACUGGGGAUCAGCCAGUCGGAGCGCUGGAUUUGAGCAUGGACGAUGCUCGAUCUGGCACGUUGAUGUUCAUGAGCCGGCGAAUCCAUGGACUGACGAACAAAAGGGACACGCACAUGAGAGAUAAGAGACAAUAUGAGCUAGAUUGCGACAAACUCGCGGCUAUGGACGACGAUGACCCUUACCGACCGAUCGAGCUCAGACGAUGCGAAGACAAAAAAAGGAAGCUCGAGAAGCAACGUUCAGAACUGAUGAAUCUACACGCCCGACACUGCUAUGUAGACGAUGCCGAAUCUCAGCUGUAUCUCAUGAUGCAACAGGUCAGAAAUCUGGUUAUCUCUUCGAUCCUGCUGGGUGCUGAUACACCUCCGAACACUAUGCCAGAUCCUUUACUCCACCGGUGGAAUCAGCAGUUUUGAGGUGAUGGAGGAUCUUCAUGAGAAGGAGCUGUUCUGGGAUGACACCGAUGUCCCUCUCAACGACGCCGAGGAACACAAUCUUGACUG
Molecule: messenger RNA, 1335 nt
Organism: Filobasidium floriforme
Lineage: Eukaryota; Fungi; Basidiomycota; Tremellomycetes; Filobasidiales; Filobasidiaceae
Exons: 2
Coding region: 445-1248 (267 amino acids)
Source: RefSeq, a predicted model, not a curated record